AUGGCUUCCAUUUCUAUAUACGAGUACAAGCCCAUCUCUGACGAAGAUGGCAUACGCUUGUUAGAGUUGCAGCCCAACAAAGAUCUAUCCUCACCAAUCCACAGCCGUCUUAUCCAUACUACGAUAUCGAUGUGCGUUGAAGAUAUCUACAUGCACUACACAGCCCUUUCCUAUGUCUGGGGCAGUCCGGAAAAGAAUAAGACAAUCAUAGUCGACGGCUCCUCGUUGAGCAUAACGGACAGCUUGCACGCCGCUAUACAUGACCUCCGCGACCAGAACCACACACUUCUCUUAUGGGCUGAUGGUGUCUGCAUAAACCAGAGCGACGAAGAAGAGAAGACUGCUCAAAUUCGGAUCAUGGGGCAGAUAUACACUUCUGCACGACAUACUGUCGCCUACCUUGGACCCGCCAAUCGCAACGACGAAGAGAGAAUACUUCGAUCGCUUCGGCCGCCAUUUACCAUCACCGAUUCUCUUAAAGAAAAAUCAGAGAAGAACUGGAGUAAAAAACUAAGCCUAACAGCAGACGCCAGACUAGACAAGAUCCUGAGCAGGCAAUGGUUCGGGCGCGUUUGGGUCUUCCAAGAGCUUGUCUUCUCUGCCAGCCCGUGGAUCCAGUGUGGACGAACGAGGGUAAGGUGGGAGAGGUUCUACCAAGCGUUAAGGAAAGAAAAGAGUGAAGAUGACGGGACUGGGCAAGCUUCAAUAUCAGAAGCACCAGCUACUAGUAUCGUCUCACAGAUGCAUGAAGCUUGGGAACACCAUGGCAAAAGGCUCACCUCGUACUCGGCCCCUGAUAACACCGUCCUUUCCUACUACUCUGGAGAAAGGGUUGUCUUUGGAAAUACGCUGAUUGAUUUGCUGCUGGCAAGAAGGGGGCUUGGGGUGACCGACCCCAGAGACAUGGUCUUCGCUCAUCUCGGAUUUGCUACGGAUGGUCAACUCUGGACAACAGGAAUGGACUACUCGAAAACGGUCAGCCAAUUGUUCCUAGACGUCGCUUGGUGGAUCCAGAACUUGGCUACCGUCAUGGGUACCAGACUGGACUCAUAGGAUACCUUUGACGUUGUCUGCAACCCGCCCUCCUUUUUUAAGCGCCGCACAAGGCUACCGGAAUGGCUCUCCGCUGAGUACA
Mytilinidion resinicola is the source of this 1135-nucleotide messenger RNA. Its product is annotated as HET-domain-containing protein. Bases 1 to 1053 code for a protein of 350 amino acids. The transcript has 2 exons. Lineage: Eukaryota; Fungi; Ascomycota; Dothideomycetes; Mytilinidiales; Mytilinidiaceae. The record is from RefSeq and is a predicted model, not a curated record.